Messenger RNA from Kogia breviceps (pygmy sperm whale), 1067 nucleotides. RefSeq names its product IgLON family member 5 (gene IGLON5). Lineage: Eukaryota; Metazoa; Chordata; Mammalia; Artiodactyla; Physeteridae. The record is from RefSeq and is a predicted model, not a curated record.
AUGCCCCCCCCUGCGCCCGGGGCCCGGCUCCGGCUUCUCGCCGCCGCCGCCCUGGCCGGCCUGGCCGUCAUCAGUCGAGGGCUGCUGUCCCAGAGCCUGGAGUUCAGCUCCCCUGCGGACAACUACACAGUGUGCGAAGGUGACAACGCCACGCUCAGCUGCUUCAUCGACGAGCAUGUGACCCGAGUGGCCUGGCUGAACCGCUCCAACAUCCUGUACGCGGGCAACGACCGCUGGACCAGCGACCCGAGAGUGCGGCUGCUUACCAACACGCCCGAGGAGUUCUCCAUCCUCAUCACCCAGGUGGGGCUGGGCGACGAGGGCCUCUACACCUGCUCCUUCCAGACCCGCCACCAGCCGUACACAACUCAGGUCUACCUCAUCGUCCACGUCCCCGCCCGCAUAGUGAAUAUCUCUUCGCCCGUGACCGUGAACGAGGGGAGCAAUGUGAACCUGCUCUGCCUGGCCGUGGGGCGGCCGGAGCCCACUGUCACCUGGAGGCAGCUCCGAGAUGGCUUCACCUCCGAAGGCGAGAUCCUUGAGAUUUACGACAUCCAGCGGGGCCAGGCCGGGGAAUACGAGUGCGUGACGCACAACGGGGUUAACUCUGCACCUGACAGCCGUCGCGUGCUGGUCACAGUGAACUAUCCUCCGACCAUCACGGACGUGACCAGCGCCCGCACAGCUGUGGGCCGGGCCGCCCUCCUGCGCUGCGAAGCUAUGGCGGUCCCCCCCGCGGAUUUCCAGUGGUACAAGGAUGACAGACUGCUGAGCAGUGGCGCGGCCGAGGGCCUGAAGGUGCAGACGGAGCGCACCCGCUCGAUGCUUCUCUUCGCCAACGUGAGCGCCCGGCACUACGGCAACUACACGUGUCGCGCAGCCAACCGGCUGGGAACGUCCAGCGCCUCCAUGCGGCUCCUGCGCCCAGGAUCCCUGGAGAACUCGGCCCCGAGGCCCCCAGGCCCUCUGACCCUCCUCUCCGCCCUGGGCUGGCUGUGGUGGAGGAUGUAGGAAGAACCCAGUGCCCUGGAGUCCCCCCGCGGGGGGGGGGGGGGGGUCUGAGGCCG